Molecule: messenger RNA, 3072 nt
Organism: Vigna unguiculata (cowpea)
Lineage: Eukaryota; Viridiplantae; Streptophyta; Magnoliopsida; Fabales; Fabaceae
Product: receptor kinase-like protein Xa21
Biological process (GO): protein phosphorylation
Molecular function (GO): protein binding; ATP binding; protein kinase activity
Source: RefSeq, a predicted model, not a curated record
AUGAAGUAUUCUUCUUCCAUCUUACUCACAUCUUGGUCCAUUUGUGCUCAAUUCUUUUCUCUCUUCACAAUCAACACACUAUGCUUUACACCAAAUGCAGCAGCUUUUACAUCAGGAAAUGAGACUGAUAAUCUAGCAUUGCUGAAAUUCAAGGACUCCAUAACCGAUGAUCCACAUGGAAUCUUCCUCUCCUGGAAUACUUCUACUCACUUUUGUAACUGGUAUGGAGUCACAUGCAAUUCCAUGUUUCAAAGAGUCACACACUUGAACUUGCAAGGAUACAACUUGAAGGGAUUCAUAUCUCCCCAUGUAGCCAAUCUUUCUUUUAUGACAGAUUUCAACAUUGCAAACAAUAGCUUCCAUGGAAAAAUCCCACAAGAGUUAGGAUUAUUGUCACAGUUACAGAAACUCUCUCUUCUAAAUAACUCCUUAGUAGGUGAAAUUCCUACAAAUUUGACAGGUUGUGCUCAUCUCACAACUUUACUCUUGAAUGGGAACAAUCUCAAUGGAAAAAUCCCUGUUCAAAUUGCUUCACUUCCAAAGCUUCAACUUUUGGCACUUUAUAGCAAUCAAUUCACAGGGGGAAUUCCAUCAUUCUUAGGAAAUAUUUCAUCACUGAUUCGUCUCUCUGUGGCUUCAAACAAUUUAGAGGGAAAUGUUCCACAGGAAAUAUGUCGUCUAAAAAGCUUGACGCUUCUUUCAUUUAGUGAGAACAAACUCAGUGGAACAAUUCCCUUGUGUGUCUAUAAUAUGUCAUCUCUUACUGUGAUCUCAGCUACAGAAAAUCAAUUUAAUGGCUCUUUUCCACCCUACAUGUUUAACACCCUAUCCAAUCUCCAAGUAUUUUAUUUUAAUCUCAACCAAAUCUCAGGCUCAAUCCCACCAUCCAUCACAAAUGCAUCUAAUCUUUCAAUAUUUGAAAUUGGUGGAAACAGCCUCACUGGUGGAGUUCCAAGCAUGGGGAAGCUACAAGAUCUUUAUUAUUUUGUUGUUGAUAAAAACUUUCUAGGUGAAAGUUCAAGUAAUGAUUUGGUGUUCUUAGAAUCAUUAACAAAUUGUACUAAGUUGAAUGUCUUAGAUAUAGCCUACAACAAUUUUGGAAGCCAUUUGCCAAAUUCUUUGGGCAACUUAUCCACUCAACUCACUCAACUAUAUUUUGGAGGUAAUCAGAUAUCUGGAGAAAUUCCUGCAGCACUUGGAAAUCUAAUUGGCUUAAGUAUUUUGGCACUGGAAUAUAACUUUGUCAGUGGGAAAAUCCCAACAACUUUUGGAAAGUUUCAGAAAAUGCAGAUGUUAAAUUUGGGCUCAAACAAGCUUUCAGGAGAUAUUAAAUCCUGGAUUGGCAAUCUUAGCCAAUUGUUUCAUUUGGAAAUAGGAGAAAACAUGUUACAAGGAAACAUUCCACCAAGUGUAGGAAACUGUCAAAAGUUACAAUACUUGGACAUUUCCAAUAACAACCUUUCAGGAAUCAUACCCAUAGAGAUUUUUCAGCUUUCAUCUCUAACAAACGUGUUGGAUUUGUCAGAAAACUCAUUGAGUGGAAGCAUACCAAAAGAAGUGGCCAAUUUAAAAAAUCUGAAUUCAUUGUACAUAUCUGAUAAUCAUCUCUCAGGUGUCAUUCCUGAAAGCUUUGGAGAAUGCAUAAUGUUGGAACAAAUCUAUUUGCAAGGGAAUUCCUUACAAGGAAGCAUACCAUCCUCUUUGGCAUCACUCAAAGGACUUGAACAGUUAGACCUUUCACGAAACCAAUUAUCUGGAUCAAUACCUAAGAUUCUGCAGACAAUUUCUUUCUUAGAAUACUUGAAUGUGUCAUUUAACAUGUUGAAUGGUGAGGUUCCAACUGAAGGUGUCUUCCGAAAUGCAAGUGGGGUAGUGAUUUCUGGAAAUAGUGGCCUCUGUGGAGGUAUUUCAAAACUACAUCUACCAUCAUGCCCUGUCAAAGGUAAGAAACUUGUAAAACACAAGUUCAAAUUGAUGAUAGUGUCAGUGAUAGUGAGUGUGGUUGUCAUUUUUCUCAUGCUACUUAUUCUAACUAUCUAUUGGAUGAGGAAAAAGACUAAAAAAGCUUCUUUGGAUUCACCAACAAUAAACCUGCUAGCUAAAGUUUCAUACCAGAGCUUAUACAAUGCAACUGAUGGAUUCUCAGUUACAAAUUUGAUAGGGUGUGGGAUUUCUAGUUCUGUCUAUAGAGGAACUCUUGAGUUAGAAGAUAAAGUUGUCGCCAUAAAGGUUCUAAACCUUAAACAAAAGGGAUCUCAAAAGAGUUUCCUUGUUGAAUGCAAUGCACUGAGAAGUAUUAGACAUAGAAAUCUGGUUCAGAUUUUGACGUGUUGUUCUGGCACAGAUUACAAAGGUCAGGAAUUUAAAGCUUUAAUUUUUGAGUACAUGAGAAAUGGAAGCUUGGAGCAAUGGCUACACCCAAUGUCACUAAAUGAAGAACAUCCAAGAUUAUUGAGUCUUGAUCAAAGAUUAAAUAUCAUCAUUGAUGUAGCCACUGCCUUAAAUUAUCUUCACCAUGAUUGUGAGCCAACAAUCAUUCACUGUGAUUUGAAGCCAAGUAAUGUCCUUCUUGAUGAUGAUAUGAUUGCUCAUGUUACAGAUUUUGGCAUAGCAAGAUUUCUCUCAGAUACCGAAGACUCCACUUCUUUGAAAACAAGUACAAUUGGAAUCAAGGGUACUAUUGGCUAUGCUCCUCCAGAGUAUGGAAUGAGUUCUGAGGUAUCAACUUUGGGUGACAUGUAUAGCUUUGGAAUUCUGGUGUUGGAGAUUCUGACAGGAAAAAGACCUACAGAUAAAAUGUUUGAAGAUGGUCUAAAUCUUCAUAACUUUGUUUCAAUUUCAUUUCCUAGUAAUCUUUUGCAAAUUUUGGAUCCACGACUUAUUCAAACAUAUGAAGCAACAACAUUAGAUGGAAAUAAUUGGAAUCUUAAUCAAAAUGUCGAGAAAUGCAUAGUUUCACUUUUUAUGAUUGGACUUGCUUGUUCUGAGGAGCCACCAAAAGAAAGAAUGAAUGUGGUUGAUCUUACCAAGGAGCUUAGUCGAAUCAAAAGGGUCUUUUCUGCUGGUGAGUAA